AUGCCAGAAGAAAAUUGGGUUCUUAAGAAAGUUCGAACUUUUGGAACAGCUUUCACAUCAGCCGGUGAGUUUUCAAGAAAAUAACAUUUGGAAUUAAACAAAAAAAAUUAUUUUUCAGGAUUUAAAGGAGCGGUAACACGAAGGAUUCCUAUCGUGAAAUGGUUACCAAAGUGAGUUAUUGAGUUUGACUUUAACACACACAUCGUUAAUAGUUCAGAAAAAUGUAAUCCACAUUUGUUAUUUAGAUAUCAAAAAUCGAAUAUCUUGUCUGAUAUUAUAGCUGGUAUCACAGUUGGAGUCUACAAUGUCCCACAAGCUAUGUCAUAUUCAACAUUAGCUGGCCUGCCACCAGUUUACGGGUUAUAUGCCAGUUUUUUCCCACCAUUGCUAUAUGCCUUUUUCGGAACUAGUAAUCAUACGAGUAUUGGUGAGCUCCUUCAUUUUACUUGUCAUUUUCUUCAAUUUAUAUUUCAGGAGUCUUCUCAAUCACAUGUAUGAUGGUUAACAAAUGUAUCCAAAAAGUGAUGCACUUGGAUGAUGUUUUUGAUGAAGAUGCUUUAUCACAUAUAAAAAAUAUAACGGCUGUUGAAAUUGUGACAAGUUUAUGUUUGUUGACUGGAAUUGUUCAAUCUGUUAUGGCAAUUAUUCGUUGUGAUAAAAUGAUGAAAUUCCUGUCGAAUCCAGCCAUUUCAGCAAUCACAUUUUCAUCUUGUUUUUUUGGAUUGUUCUCUCAAAUACCAAAAAUGCUAGGGAUCUCAAUUCCAUCGAGAGAUAGUAGAUUUUUUAAUUUAUAUUAUGUGAGUUUUUAUAUUUUAUCACAUUAUUUGUGAAAAAUGCAUAUUAAAAAACAUUCAGAAUAUCUAUGAAAUCAUAAUGAAUCUCCACGAAACAAAUAUGGCCACUCUCACAUUAUCGUUGAGUUGUUUAUUUUUCCUUCUGGCUAUGAAAUUAUGGGUAGAACCGAAAUUGCGAAAAUCUUCGUGUGGAAAUAUUCCAUUCCCAACUGAACUGAUCACGGUAUGUUCAAAAUUAAAUCUGAAAUAACCUGAAACAAAUAUAUUGAAGAUCGUUACAACGACUUUCCUCUCAUAUUACUUUGAUUUCGAAAAACGUUUUGGUAUCAAAACAAUUCACACAGUUCCUCGAGGAUUCCCAAAACCGGAUGUUCCACGAUUUGAUAUUUGGCAAUAUAUUAUCAUCGAUGCUAUUUCUAUCGGUGAGUUCAACAACUUUUUGAUUGUACUUUGAUGCGAUGACACGAAAAAUUGUCAAGAUUGUUUGUUAAUUGAUAACAAAAUUAAUUUUUGGGAGGUUCAUGAUCAUAAAAUUGUUUUUAAAUAUAUUUUAUGAUAAUUGUAAACUAUAAAAAUUCCAAGAAGUUUUAAAUAUCUCAACAAGAAAAAGUUGAAUACAUUCUAAAAUAACCUUUAUGAAUCUCGAAAAGGUUCGCACAUAUGUUAUUAUAAGUUUGCAUAAAAAAUAUAUGGGUAGGAAAAUCAAACUGUUUUCUGAUUCUGAAUAUGAAUAUUUUUUCAGCUGUUGUUGCUUAUGCGGUCACUAUUUCAAUGGGUCAAAUAUUUUCGAAAAAACACAAAUAUCGAGUAGAUUCCAAUCAAGAACUUCUUGCUCUUGGAAUCGCAAACAUUGCUGCAUCUUUCUUCUCAGUUUUUCCAACAUCAGCGUCACUUUCCAGAACUUUGGUCAAUGAAGAAUGUGGAGCGAAAUCACAGGUAUUCAAGUUUCUAAUGUUUUGUCAGUAAACUGAAUUAUUUUUCAGAUAGCCUCGUUGAUUAGCUGUUUCUGCAUUUUCAUUGUUAUCACAUUCAUUGGACCACUUCUCGCAAGUCUUCCUUCUUGCGUUUUGGCAACGAUUGUAACUGUAGCUGUUAGAUCACUUUUGAUGAAUUGUCGUGAUUUGGUGAAACUAUGGAAAUUCUCAAAACAUGAUUUUGUUAGUUUUUAAAAAAAAAUUAAAAUGCAACAAAUACUUUUUUUCCUAACAAUUUUUCACUUUUUUUUCAGUAUAUCUGGAUUUUCACUGCCUUUGUCACUUUAUCAGCGGAUAUUGCGGAAGGUGUUGCAGCUGGAAUUCUUUUUGCAAUUUUCACAAUUGCGAUACAAUCUCAACAGUAAGCCUUAUCACUGACUCAAUUCGACAUUUUCAACCAAAAAUAUUUUCCAUUUAGACCAUCAAUUAAACAUCUUGGCCAAGUUCGUCCCAAUGAUUUCCGUGCGAUGAAUCAUUACGGAGUUGCCAAAGAUACCUCAUUCCGAAUUAUCCGUUUUGAUGCGCCGCUAAUCUUUGCAAAUGUUGAUAAAUUUUUGGAUAAUGUUCGAGACGCGGCCGCAGACACAAAACAUCGAAGUGAGUUUGAUUGAAUUUGACAUAUCUUUUUUUCUAUUUUUGUAAUUGAUUUGAUAUCAUUCAAUUUUUGAAGAGGGCAGCAAUGAAUCGGACAAUGAUGAUUGGGGAGCGAUUAUUUUAGAUUGUCAUACGUGGAUUUAUACUGAUUCCAUGGGUAUUGAUGCAGUUCAAGAGAUUGAUGAGGAUUUGAAAAAUAUGAAGAUUCUCAUUUUGUUUGCAAAUCUGAAAUGUAUGUGGAAAAACAAAGUUUCGUAAAAUAUUGAUCGAUUUUCAGCAUCUCUCCGACGUCAAUAUGAAACUGCAGGCCUUCUCAAUCAUAUUUCAUAUCUUCAAUUUUAUCCAUCGAUUCAAGACGCUUUAGAAUCUGCUCAUCAAUUAGUAGCAACUCAGAAAUCCUUUUUUGAUGUGGAAAAAGUUUGA
Molecule: messenger RNA, 2785 nt
Organism: Caenorhabditis angaria
Lineage: Eukaryota; Metazoa; Nematoda; Chromadorea; Rhabditida; Rhabditidae
Source: the annotation of a GenBank genome assembly